Diospyros lotus (date-plum) is the source of this 5456-nucleotide messenger RNA. RefSeq lists its product as uncharacterized. The transcript has 10 exons. Lineage: Eukaryota; Viridiplantae; Streptophyta; Magnoliopsida; Ericales; Ebenaceae. Gene Ontology annotation, molecular function: helicase activity. The record is from RefSeq and is a predicted model, not a curated record. The coding region runs from base 381 to 4433 and encodes 1350 amino acids.
CCUUCGCCGUUUGUCUCCUUGGAGCUACUGUCUCUCUCUCUCUCUAAAUAUAUAUUCCGUAUAUACAUACAUAAUUCCUCUCUCUAGAAUCGGCGCUUCUAAGAGUUUCUCGUUCGAUCUGGUGCCGGAUAUGCGUCGAUUGGCAAUUAGUUAAUCGAUUUGAGAGCAAGGGUUAAUCGAUUGGGUACACGAGUGGUGAAGUUGCCUCUAGAUACCAGUGUCUACUCGUUUGAACUCUUCUUAGGUCUGAGGAUUUAUUCUCUAUUUGUCUCCUCUUCAAUUGGCAUGAUAUAUUCACUUAUUGCUAUAAAAAAAUCGCAAGGAGUGAGAAGCAUAGCUAAUUGGAUUUACAGUUUAGUUUGUAUGCAAUUUUGUAUCAGAUGAGUUCUCGAGGAAGAUUGUUAUUUGAUCUUAAUGAACUUCCCAGUGAGGAAGAUGAAGAGACCGAUGGUGGUUCCCACAUCCAGCCUCAAAGGGCCAUUCCUUCUUCUAAUACUCACCCUCCUGAGUUGUUUGUGACAUCAACUAGUUCCCAAAGAAUGGUAAAUGCGAAUACUUUCUCCCAUGCAUCUUCUGUUUCUGGUUUUCAGCCUUUUGUUCGUCCAAAAAGUGAUCAGGGGUCUUUAGUCUGCUCUGAGCAAAUGAGCUCUGGGCAUAUAAGCUCUGAGGCUGCCUCAUUAUCAAAGGCAGCUAAUGGUGAGGAUAAAACAGUAGCAUCAAAGGUGGAUUUGAGUUCUGUAGAUGUUCAGGCUGUUGAAAAGGAAGAGGGGGAAUGGUCUGAUGCAGAGGGUUUUGAUGGUGCACCUGGAAGCAGUAGUAAGAAUGAACAAUCACUUACUAUUUGUGACAAAGAGUUGCAGGACAAAGGAGUGACUAAAAUGGUGGAUCAUGGUGGUGUAAAUAUGGAGAAUGCCUCUCAAAAUCAUGAAAACACCAAGGUUGAAAACAGUGAUCGUACUUUGGGAUUAGAUCUAGAUGCUGAUGAUCAGAAAACCAAUAGUAGCCGGAAUUCAGAAGGCGAUUGUAAAGGUGAUAUAUCCAUGUUUGGCCAUGAAGAAUCUGUGUUGGUUCCAAAACAAAGAGAAGUUAAAGGAGUUGAAGCAACUCAUGCAUUAAAAUGUGCAAAUAAUCUUGGAAAGAGGCCUAGGCUUGACCAACACAAGGAGGCAAUGCUAGGGAAAAAGCGUAGCAGACAAACAAUGUUUCUCAAUUUGGAAGAUGUCAAGCAAGCUGGUUCUAUGAAAACAUCAACGCCGAGAAGGCAGAACUUUCCAGCACCAAUUACCACUCGUACGGUGAAAGAGGUGCGUAACAUUCCUCCUGCUGAACGCAGCGGAGAGAAGCAGAGUGAGGCUACAGACAAGGAUUCAAAACAGGUUGAUUUGUCUUCUAAUGAAGGAAACAAUUAUUUGGAAUCUAAUGAUUCUAAAUCUGAAUGUAAUGGUGAUAUGCAUUCAGGACUUCUAGGUAGGCCUAGGAGGCUGAAUAGCACCACAGAUCUUGCUGCAGAGGUUCUUGCACAUCCUGUACCGAAACAGAGUUCAUGGAAACAGCCCACAGAUUCAAGGCAGCUCAAGAAUUCACAGGUUUCUGCAAGGAAGCCAGCUCUAAUAAGUCACAGUUCCAUGGAUGCAAAGUUAGGGACCAAAAAACUUCCUCCCAAGAAGCAAAAUACACUAGCCACUCAAUAUCAAGAUACAUCGGUGGAACGCCUUCUCCGUGAAGUUACCAAUGAAAAAUUUUGGCAUCAUCCAGAGGAAGCUGAACUCCAGUGUGUUCCUGGUCGAUUUGAUUCUAUGGAAGAGUAUAUUAGAGUAUUUGAGCCCCUGCUUUUUGAGGAAUGCCGUGCACAGCUCUACAGCACUUGGGAGGAGCUCACUGAAACAGUUUCUAGAGACUUGCAUGUAAUGGUCCGCAUAAAGAGUGUUGAAAGACGAGAAAGAGGGUGGUAUGAUGUGAUAGUUCUUCCUGCAAACGAGUGUAAACCGACAUUCAAGGAGGGUGAUGUUGCAGUUCUUUCAACCCCAAGGCCUGGAACUGUGAGAUCCAAGAGGAACAACACUUCUAUUAUUGACCAAGAGGAGGAGCCUGAUGUCAGUGGACGUGUUGCUGGAACAGUUAGGCGAUACAUGCCUAUCGAUACUCGUGAUCCUCCUGGAGCAAUCCUUCACUUUUAUGUUGGGGACUCUUAUGAUCCUAACAGCAAGGUCGAUAAUGAUCAUAUUCUGAGGAAACUGCAGCCAAGAGGCAUCUGGUUUCUAACUGUGCUUGGUUCUCUUGCUACUACCCAAAGGGAAUAUGUUGCCUUGCAUGCAUUUCCUCGCCUCAAUUUGCAGAUGCAAACUGCUAUCCUUCAGCCUAGUCCUGAGCACUUCCCCAAAUAUGAAGAGCAGUCUCCUGCAAUGCCUGAAUGCUUUACACCUAACUUUAGUGACCAUCUACAUAGGACAUUCAAUGGUCCCCAGUUAGCUGCAAUUAAGUGGGCUGCGAUGCAUACAGCUGCUGGUACAAGUAAUGGGAUGACAAAGAAACAAGAUCCUUGGCCUUUUACUCUAGUUCAAGGGCCUCCAGGCACAGGUAAGACACACACAGUCUGGGGAAUGCUUAAUGUGAUCCAUCUUGUUCAGUAUCAGCACUAUUACACUGCACUGCUUAAAAAACUUGCUCCUGAAAGCUAUAAACAAGCUAGUGAGAGCAGCUCUGACCAUGUUGCUAAUGGAUCCAUUGAUGAAGUUCUACAAAGCAUGGACCAAAAUCUCUUUCGCACUCUUCCAAAACUAUGCCCCAAACCUAGAAUGCUUGUUUGUGCUCCUUCAAAUGCUGCUACUGAUGAAUUGCUUGCACGUGUUCUUGAUCGUGGGUUUAUUGAUGGUGAGAUGAAAGUUUAUCGACCUGAUGUUGCUCGAGUUGGGGUUGAUUCACAAACACGUGCUGCUCAGGCAGUUUCUGUUGAGCGUAGAACAGAACAACUUUUAGUAAAGAGUCGUGAUGAAGUAUAUGGAUGGAUGCACCAGUUAAGAGUCCGUGAAUCUCAGUUAUCACAGCAAAUAGCUUGUCUGCAAAGAGAGCUCAAUGUUGCUGCUGCUGCCGGUCGUGCCCAAGGAUCAGUUGGUGUGGACCCUGACAUUCUUGUGGCCCGGGACCAGAACCGAGAUACCUUGCUGCAAAACCUAGCAGCUGUUGUUGAGAGCAGGGAUAAAGUUUUGGUGGAAAUGUCCCGCCUUCUCAUUAUAGAAGGGAAGUUUCGUACUGGUGGAAACUUCAAUUUGGAGGAAGCUCGUGCCAAUCUUGAGGCAAGUUUUGCCAAUGAGGCUGAGAUUGUCUUCACUACUGUGUCAAGCAGUGGACGCAAAUUGUUCUCUCGUCUUACUCAUGGUUUUGAUAUGGUUGUGAUUGAUGAGGCAGCCCAAGCCAGUGAAGUAGCCGUUCUUCCUCCCCUUUCCCUUGGUGCAGCACGAUGUGUGCUUGUUGGGGAUCCCCAGCAACUUCCUGCAACAGUUAUCAGCAAAGCAGCUGGAACCCUGUUGUAUAGCAGAAGUCUUUUUGAGAGGUUCCAGCAAGCUGGCUGCCCUACAAUUUUGUUGUCUGUGCAGUAUAGGAUGCAUCCUCAAAUCAGGGACUUUCCUUCGAGGUACUUCUACCAGGGACGCCUUACCGACAGUGAAAGCGUUGCUAAUUUACCUGAUGAAAAAUACUAUAAGGACUCUUUACUGCAUCCGUAUGUAUUUUAUGACAUUUCUCAUGGUCGCGAGUCCCAGCGAGGAGGAUCUGUCUCUUACCAGAACAUACAUGAGGCACAGUUUUGUCUCCGAUUGUAUGAGCAUCUUCAGAAGACUUUGAAGUCAUUGGGUUUGGGAAAAGUUUCUGUUGGCAUAAUCACACCAUACAAGUUGCAACUGAAAUGUCUUCAACGGGAGUUUGAGGAUGUUUUAAAAUCAGAAGAAGGGAAGGAUAUUUAUAUCAAUACUGUGGAUGCUUUUCAGGGCCAAGAACGUGAUGUCAUCAUAAUGUCUUGUGUUCGUGCUUCUAGCCAUGGAGUGGGCUUUGUGUCAGAUAUUCGCCGAAUGAAUGUGGCUCUCACGCGUGCAAGAAGAGCACUUUGGGUUAUGGGGAAUGCUAAUGCUCUGGUGCAAUCUGAUGAUUGGGCUGCAUUGAUUUCUGAUGCCAAGGCAAGGAACUGCUAUCUGGACAUGGAUUCUCUACCUAAAGAUUUCCUUGCACUCAAGUCACCCAUUGAUGCACCAUUGUCUGGUAAAAUCUCCUCUAACCCAAGAGGUUUCCGGUCUGGGUUAAGAUAUAGAUCGUUUGAUAUGCACAUGGAGUCCAGGUCAGGAACACCAUCAGAAGAUGAUGAGAAGUCAAAUGCGCCAUUAUUAUCCAAAAAUGGGAAUUAUCGAUCCUCCAAGACAUCAAAAGAUAAACUGCAUGGAUGAACUUGCACUUGCGAUAAAUCCUGAGAUACCUGGCAAUAUGGAAUUCAAGAGAAGAAAGUUCAUCAGGAAUUGCUGGGAAGAGGAAGCUUAGAGCCACGAAUUGAUGUGUGAACAUUGUCCUCUUGCCUUAUGCGCUUCAGACCAUUAUCAGUCUCAAUUUGGUUGGCAAUGGCUAUUAGUUCCAAAAACUCUAGGCUCCUUCUCCUGAUCAAAAUAGAGCUUACUAUCUAAUGGUUGAUAAUGGUCCCUGGGUGCAAAGGCUUGUGGUACUUUUGCUUCUCAUCCUGAUUACAUAGGCAGAAUGCAGUUGACGUGGAGCAAAUUGCCAGAGACCAGUAGAGUACUCAUAGUGACAGAAAGGCCCCGCGGGGGGGGGGGGGGGGGGAGGUUACGAUGAGAUGGUAUUGAGAACAAUGCUGUUGCUUUUGGGGUAGUACCGAGUUUGCUUUUAACAGAUUGCUAAAUUCCUCACAAGGUGCAGCCUGGAUCUGGUGGGUUAUUCUGCUUCUUAACACCCUGAAAACCACAGGUUACAUUGUUCAAAGGAGCAUUUGCAUGGUGUCGAGAAGCAGUUAAUGUUGAAGGCACGAGCUGUGUUUUCUGCAUGAAGAGCUGCCGGUCCAACUUGCUGUCACACGUGGGAUGAUUGGCGUCGAUGAAUUAGGGGGAGCCAGGGUCCCAAUACCAGUGAAAUUUUCUCCUCCUCUCACACAUACAGUUGCUGGCCUCUGGAUCUCAAAACUCUGAUCGGAGCUGUCCAGGUUAGAAAGUAGAUACAUUUUUACAGAGUACAAUGAACUUGGAAAUGCUUAAAAUCUUGUAGGAUUGACCUCAUUAUUCCAUUUAUUUUAUUGAUUUGAAGGGCAACAUGCAUCAUAUCUAUUGGGUGGUAUAGUGAGCAUUCUGUAUAGAAAAGAGUAGGUUAUUAUCUAUUUAGGAGGACACAUUGUUUUAGCGGUGGACUUGUUUGUGUACAUAUCUUUUUCAGCUGUGAAAUUGGAAGGAAUUCUUUUUUUUUUUUUU